Arabidopsis lyrata subsp. lyrata is the source of this 426-nucleotide messenger RNA. RefSeq lists its product as uncharacterized. Bases 93 to 302 code for a protein of 69 amino acids. Lineage: Eukaryota; Viridiplantae; Streptophyta; Magnoliopsida; Brassicales; Brassicaceae. The transcript has a single exon. The record is from RefSeq and is a predicted model, not a curated record.
UCGUCUCUAACUAAAACCAAAAAAACUCCAGCUCCUUCACCACUCUCUCUCUUUCUCUCUAAAUUCAUUUUCUCUCUUUAGAACAACAAGUUAUGGCGGAUUGGGGCCCAGUGUUGAUCGCAGUGAUCCUCUUCGUAGUUCUAUCGCCGGGACUUCUUUUCCAGAUUCCGGCGGGAGGUCGAGUUGUCGAAUUCGGUAAUAUGCAGACGAGUGGCGCGUCGAUUCUCGUUCACGCAAUCAUCUUCUUUGGUCUCAUCACUAUCUUCACCAUCGCCAUUAACGUCCACAUCUAUUCCGGUUAACUAUUGUAGCCAGAAAAACCGGUUCUGCUUGUUUUUUUUUCAGUUUGAUUGCAAGAUCUGGAUUUGUUUGUAACAUUUUCGGAUUUGUGAAUAUAAUCAAAAUUUCACCAAUUUGAUUUUUGAA